This is a messenger RNA of Talaromyces rugulosus, 1917 nucleotides long. RefSeq lists its product as uncharacterized. The transcript has a single exon. Gene Ontology annotation, molecular function: RNA binding. Lineage: Eukaryota; Fungi; Ascomycota; Eurotiomycetes; Eurotiales; Trichocomaceae. Gene Ontology annotation, cellular component: sno(s)RNA-containing ribonucleoprotein complex. Gene Ontology annotation, biological process: pseudouridine synthesis; ribosome biogenesis; box H/ACA snoRNP assembly. The record is from RefSeq and is a predicted model, not a curated record. The coding region runs from base 1 to 1917 and encodes 638 amino acids.
AUGGAGGACCAGACGAAACAACAAAAUGCGCCAGAAGAGCAGCAGCAACCCUCAGCAGACACUUCGACUUCUCUUUCGGUUCCUCCACCAAUCGAGAACGGCAGCGACUUCUACAAUACGCCUUUGACUGGGCAUACGCCAGUUCAUUUUGCUGCGCACAACUCCAAUGCCAACAGCGUGCCUUCUACGCCUCAGCAACCUGCAUCUGAAAUCCCCGGACUUUCGUUUUUGAACAACAGCGUUCAAGCCCAACAGCCUGAGACUGAUGUCGAGAACAAGAUCGCAUCCUCAAAUGACGACCAAGUUAUGGUAAAUGCGCCCGAGGCGCAAGAACUAUCGCACCCAACAAGUCAAAACACGGAGAGCUCUCACGCCGGAGUCCAAAACGGAAAUAUUGAGACGGGAGAUAUGAUGGAAACUGAAGCCACAGCAAGCGGCCAAACCGAAACAGCAGAGGAGGAACAUCCAGAGUGGGAGGCUGACUCGUCGCCCUAUGAAUCAUCCACGGAUAGCUCUACGGAUUCUUCUGAUGAUAGCGACGAUGACGACGAAGAAGACUACCCAAUUUUAACCGCAGAAGAAACAGCCCGCAUUCUGAUGCGCGCCGAAGGCGGCUCGGACGAUGAAGGAGAAGGGAAACCUGGUGGCGGAGCCCACAUAAAAACCGCAAACGAAAAGCAAGAGGAGGUUGCGCCUAUUCCUGAUAUAACUGUCACACCAGAUAUGAAAAUCGUGCUACUUGGUCAGGUGGAAUCUGCCGUUGAGAACAUUAUCCUCAUCAGGGCUAAUGUAACCGGUGACUACCAAGUGCUCGAAUCCAACUCACUGCUAUGUCUCGAGGAUCGCACUGUCAUUGGGGUUGUAGUAGACACCUUGGGACGGGUAGAAGAGCCUUUGUAUACAGUGCGUUUCCGAGACUCAGCAAAGAUCAAGGAAUUUGGCUUGACAUCUGCGAAACCUGUUUAUUACGUGGAGAGUCAUUCCACUUUUGUUUUCACACAAGCCCUCAAGGGAAUCAAGGGCAGCGAUGCGUCCAACUUCCACGACGAAGAAGUCGCCGAAGACGAGAUUGAAUUUUCGGACGACGAAGCAGAAGCGGAAUACAAGCGGAGAUUGAAACAGAAAAAGAAGGAAAAGAGAGAAGGGAAAACCGAGGGUCCCGGUGGAAAAGGAAGAAAAGAGCCUCCCGGCCCAUCACGCCUUCGCCAGAGUGAGCUGAACUAUGACGACGAAGAUGGUGGAGUGACAACAGAGGAUGGAUACACGCCGCUUGCUCGACCUAGAAAUUACCACGAAAUGAUGGGCCCUCAAGAAACACUAGUGGAGGGACCUCAGAGCUUUCGCGGUCGUGGCAAUUUCCGCGGUAGAGGACGAGGAACACGAGGCUUUGACCGAGGAUCUGGGCGAGGUGGUCGUGGACGGGGUGGUUGGGAUUCUUCGAGUCAAGGUCGUCGACAAGACUUUUCUCGCGAGAACUCUGCUCCUAACCAAUACCAAAACUUUCCUCAAACCACCGCUUCGCCUACAUCACAAUAUCCGCAGUAUCCUUAUCCUCAGCAGUUUCAGCAAGCACCUCAGAACCCUACAUUCGGUCAAUCUCUACCGCCAAAUAUGCCCCAAUUCCCAUUUCAAAUGCCACAAAUGCCAGCCCAGCAGAAUCAAUAUGGACAAUUCCCGGCAGGAGCACAUAUUAACCCAGCUUUCUUUGCUGCCCUGCAACAGCACCACCAGCAACAACAGCAACAACAACAGCAACAACAGCAACAGCAGCAAACCCAGACUCCGUUUUCAGCACCGGGUGCCCAAGGUCAAAUUCCACAGAACCAGACGGCUUUCAAUCAAGUUCAAGCACAGUUGGAUAUAUUACGCCAGUUAACUGGUAACGGUAAUGCCCCGGGUGGCAACCCUCCUAUGUAG